AUGACGACGCCAAUGGAACGUACUCUGUCGUGCACUAUCGCUACCCUCAACAGACGGUACACGCAGAAGUUGAAUUCAAAUCCUCUUUUGACAAAGGCACUCACACUGGCCUUCUUUGCCCUAUUGAACGAGCAGUUGGCUUCAUUAUUUGCAGGCGACAUCCAAGAGCUGGUAGUCACAAGGAAUGUCUCGUUGCCGCAUACAAUCACGGCAAAGGUGCCACUAAUGGGUGUCUUUGCUGCCCUUGUUAAUGCUCCAAUUACACAUUACGGAUAUCGGCUUAUUAACCGGGUGAUACCUGCUCCAUUAACAACGAGAAAGAAGGUGCUACAAAUUUUACUUGGGACCGGGGUGGUCACUCCUAUCUUCUGUGCUUGUUUUGUCUCGUGGGUAGGUAUAAUCAACAGUUUACAGAAGCUAAAAGACGAGUACAAGAGAGGUGGUGACUGGAUUGCAAGAUUGAAGAAUGUGAUCAAACAUAUGAUUCUCAUUGUGAGGACAUCUCUAAAGACGAAUUUCAUCAAGGUGACAACCACCUCGGUCUUUGCCAAUCCCGUCUUUAUGUUUCUGGCCCAAAAAUUUGUGGCACCUGAGGCAUGGGCCGUUUUCUUUGCGUUGUGUUAUUUCAUCGUUGGAACGUACAACAACACCAGAGUGAAGCUCGCCCAAAGGAAGUUGAAAAGAAGACAAAAAGACGAUGGUUAUGAUAGAAAGUCGGAAUAA
Molecule: messenger RNA, 723 nt
Organism: Pichia kudriavzevii
Lineage: Eukaryota; Fungi; Ascomycota; Pichiomycetes; Pichiales; Pichiaceae
Exons: 1
Coding region: 1-723 (240 amino acids)
Source: RefSeq, a predicted model, not a curated record